AUGUCAUUGCAAGUGCCGAUCCGUCGGCUCGACGAGGACUGGACAGGGAUUACAGAUCCUGCUCUGCGCAAGAAGCUGCAGAAUAAACUCAACCAGCGUGCUUUGCGGCCGCGACAGUCUCCACCAACCACCCUCCAAGAUGCUGUAGCAAUGAUGACGCGCUUCAGCGCCGCAGCCCGUGAGAGAUACUAUGCCGCUGAUCCAUGUCUAGACCAACUAUUCACCUUGUCCAAAUUCAACGUGCUUCGCGCAUUCGUGGAUAACAUGGCAUCUCUCGGACUAAGCAUCGAGGCCAUGGGAGACGACGUCAUCUCUCCAUUCAGUACUGAUAUGCCAAGCAACCAUAACAAAGAAAUCGUCCCAGCUAGUCUCUUUCCUACCACCACUCAAUGCUCUAUUCCUCAUCAUCCCUGGCUAGAUUGUUUUCCGGUCCCGCGAAUGCGGGAUAAUCUUGUCAAGGCCGCGGAGUCAUUCAACGAUUGUGAGCUGUGUACGGAUAUCAUGGAUCCCACUAAUGGUGAUAUUGGCAUCAUGGUCUGGGGUGACCCGUGGCUUCCGCAGAAUUGGGAAGUCUCGCAGUUGUUUGUUCAAAAAUGGUCUUGGGUUAUCAGGGGGUGUCCUGAGGUCUUGGUGCAUAGUAAUUACUGGAGGGCCAGACGAGGUUUGAAGAAGCUUACAGUGAGUUCUGUUUAA
Aspergillus sclerotioniger CBS 115572 is the source of this 693-nucleotide messenger RNA. RefSeq lists its product as uncharacterized. The record is from RefSeq and is a predicted model, not a curated record. NCBI's taxonomy places the organism in Eukaryota, Fungi, Ascomycota, Eurotiomycetes, Eurotiales, Aspergillaceae. Bases 1 to 693 code for a protein of 230 amino acids. The transcript is spliced from 2 exons.